Prunus armeniaca (apricot) is the source of this 1188-nucleotide messenger RNA. The record is from the annotation of a GenBank genome assembly. NCBI's taxonomy places the organism in Eukaryota, Viridiplantae, Streptophyta, Magnoliopsida, Rosales, Rosaceae.
AUGCUCGACCCGCAGGAGGACCUUCAAAAACUGUUUGCGCCUUUUGGGCUGCUGGAAGUGCACAAGGGAAUUCUGUCGUUUCCUUCACGCGGAUGCACCGCCUUCAUCCAUGAACCCUCAAAUUUCAAGGAAGUCGUCUCUUGUUUGGACGAAGGAAGCAACUGCCACCGGAAAGGGCAAUGCAUGCAAUGCUACUCAGAAAAUCAAUGCUCCUCAGAAAAUCAAUGCUCCUCACGAAAGCAAUGCUCCUCAGAAAAGCAAUGCUGCCCAGAAAAGCAAUCCUACUCCGAAAGUGUCUGCAAGUUCUGGGUAGAUGGAAAUUGUGUGAAAGGUGAUCGAUGCCGGUAUUUGCAUAACUCGUUCCGUGGUGAGGGGUUCUCCAUGUUGGCAAAGCUCCAAGGGCACACGAAGGCUGUCACUGGUAUUGCCCUUCCUGAACGAACUAACAAGCUUUAUUCAACCAGUAAAGAUGGAACAGCCAGAGUUUGGGACUGCCAUACUGGUGAAUGUGGCAGUGUGAUUGAUCUUGGUGGUGAAGCAGGUUCUUUAAUUAGUGAGGGCCCAUGGGUUUUUGCUGGUGUACCAAAUCUUGUUAAGGUUUGGAAUACUGAGACAAAUUCUGAAUUCAACCUGGAUGGACCUGUUGGCCAAUGCAUGCUAUGGUGGUUGAAUGGUGAUAUAUGCGUGUGGAAAGGUAGCACUGAAACUAAUCUGCCAUUUUAUCCUGCUGCAACUCUGAAGGGCCACACUGGUGCUGUGGUGUGGGACCUUUAUACUUUGCAGGGUGUUCUGACACUAAAUGGGCAUUCUGGUGCGGUGAUGUCCCUUCUUUGCUGGGAUCAGUUCUUGCUCUCAUGCUCACUGGACAACACGAUAAAGGUGUGGGCUGCCAUUGAAGGAGGUGGUUUGGAAGUGACCUACACUCACAACGAAGAGCAGGGUGUUCUUGAUCUUGCCGGAAUGACAGAUGCAGAAAGCAAGCCAAUCUUGCUUUCUUCUUGCAAUGAUAAUUCUGUCCGCAUAUAUGAACUGCCAUCAUUCACUGAAAGAGGCAGAUUAUUUGCAAAACAAGAAGUUCAGAUGGUCGAGGUAGGACCUGGAGGACUAUUCUUCAGUGGGGAUGCAACUGGUCUCCUUUCUGUUUGGAAGUGGAUGGAUCCUCCAGCGGUCAAAGUGGAGUCUUCAUGA